Messenger RNA from Puntigrus tetrazona (Sumatra barb), 1641 nucleotides. RefSeq names its product nuclear speckle splicing regulatory protein 1 (gene nsrp1). The record is from RefSeq and is a predicted model, not a curated record. Lineage: Eukaryota; Metazoa; Chordata; Actinopteri; Cypriniformes; Cyprinidae. Gene Ontology annotation, biological process: regulation of alternative mRNA splicing, via spliceosome. Bases 91 to 1473 code for a protein of 460 amino acids. The transcript has 7 exons.
CUUUAUUUUUUAUUUUUUGGUAAAACGAUCGUGACGAAUUGCUUUCCGUUUCUGUUUUGACGUUGACAUUAAAUUACGCGAAUCUGUUAUAUGUAUCAAAGCAAGAUGGCGGCCUCUGGUAAACAGUAUGGGCUCAUUUUGUCCCGGAAGAGUGCAUCAAAAUCUGCCCCUCUCUCUCGCCCCUCUGUAUUUGGAGAUGAUUCUGAUGAUGAGACUUCAGUUGGGGAGAGCUUGCAGAAGGAGUCAGUCAAAAAGAAAAUGAUGAAGCAGACUCGUCUUGAGAUGCAAAAAGCGCUUGAAGAGGACAGCACUGUCUAUGAGUAUGAUAAUGUGUAUGAUGAUAUUCAGAAACAGAGACUGGAAAGCAAUAAGAAAAUGCUAGGUGGCACAGACAGAAAGCCCAAGUAUAUUAACCAGCUGCUCCGUGCAGUCGAAGAGAGGAAGAAGGAACAGGAACGGCGUGAUGAGAGAAAGAUCCAGAAGGAAAGAGAAGCAGAGGGCGAGAUGUUUGCUGAUAAAGAGGCCUUUGUCACCACAGCUUAUCGGCAAAAACUUAAAGAAAGACAGGAGGAGUUGGAGCGAGAGAAGAGGGAGGCAGAGUUGGAAGCUGCAUUGGAUGUCAAGAAGCAGAAGGAUCUGAGUGGAUUUUACAGACAUCUUCUCAACCAGACAGUCGGGGAGGAGGCAAUGCCUGAUCGUAGUGCUCAAAGAGAGGAGAAAGCUACGUGCUCAGCAGCAGCAGAACGGUCACCGACCCCGGAGCCCGCAGUGAAUCAAAGAGAGAAUGAAGCAGAAUCCCACAGCGAUGAGGACCAGAGCAUUGAUAACAAAGCUGCAUUCACUAAGGCCACCACAAACAGCAAUCACUCAAAACGGCAAUACAGACAAAAAUCCCCUCUUUCAGAUAGUGAUGAUGAGCGUGAGAAGGAAGAGAUUAAAGAAAGGAGUCACAGGGAAAGGGACAGAGCAAAGGAUAAAGACAGAGAGAGGACCAAAGACAGAGAAGACAAGCACAGGGACCGCAAAAGAGAAAGGGACAGAAAAGACGACAGAGGCCGAGAAAGGAGGGACAGAGACAAAGACGACAGACAUGGUAACAGGGACAGAAGAAACAGCAGAGAACGAGACAGAGACAGAAGAGACAGCAGUCCAAAAGACAGAGAAAGACACCGUAAAGGAGAACGAGAGAGAGACAGGCGAGAUAACAGCCCAAAGGACAGGGAACGGGACCGCAAAGUAGAGCAAGAUCAGAGGGACAGCGAAAGGAAAAACCAGGAUGAGCAAAAAACAAGCGAGAGGCCCAUGGACAAUGAUAAACAAGAAAAUGUCAUGGAACUUGAGGACAAAAGUGAAUCUAGUAAAUUUGCAAAACGCAGCAGUGACCAGACUGUAAAUUCAGCCAGAGAGAGAUAUCUGGCCCGGCAACUUGCUCGUUUUGCUGUGAAGACCUACAUUGAAAAAGAUGACGACUAGCAAAUGUAUUGACCGUUGUAGCUCCCAUUUAUGCACACUUCAUUGGUCUUUCAAGGCAUAGAUACGGGUUUGGAUAAGGCGAGUAAUUAAAAUGCUUAAGCAUACAUGUUUGUAAAUUUUGGGAAAAUGUAGUUUGUGUGUAAAGUUAAUAAAGAAAUACAAAACCUA